AUGAGUCCACUCGAGCUAUCUGUACUGUCAAGUUCAAGCAAUGUCAACCACGCCUCACUCACUGCUCUGCUUCCUCCCCCAGACCGAGCACCUUCAUUCACAUCACCAUCUGACGAAUCGUCUCAUUGCCGAGACACAACCCAUUGCAGACCUCAAUUCCUUCCAUGGAAGUUGCAAAGACCAAUGGGCCCAUCAAGGGGACACACAGACCUUCAAUCAACAACCGAGAAGAAAGAAAGGGAAGAGAUAAACAGGGAAAAAAGAAAAAGGAUAAGAGAAAACCAGAAGGAAGAGAACAUCUCAGGUAAAAGAGAAACCCUCAAGACUUCAACUCGAUGA
Messenger RNA from Penicillium digitatum Pd1, 339 nucleotides. The record is from RefSeq and is a predicted model, not a curated record. NCBI's taxonomy places the organism in Eukaryota, Fungi, Ascomycota, Eurotiomycetes, Eurotiales, Aspergillaceae.